AUGCUCUUUUCGCCACCAACAUCUCAGGCACUUGCAAUUCAGUGUAUCGGCAGAAAUCUUCGGUGCGACCAGGCGCGGGCGGUAUAUGUGUACGAGUAUCGCGUCCCUGGCACGUUCAAUAUCUACCUUGCAAAUCGCAACCUGCGGAAGGCUCUGCCCGGGGUAAUGACAAUUCUUUGUACCGGGCUAGCCCCAAUGCUGAAUGACUCGAAGGAGGGCUUCACAGUGGAAGGCUGGGUGGUCCGGGAGGGAAGACUGGUUAAGCUGAAGACAUAUGAGAAGCCGAGGGAGACGGAUAUGACGGAUCCCGAUACUAUAAUGGAUGAAGUGGUGAAGCGUAUUACAGGGGAGGUCCAUGACGAGCUGGCUACGCUUCACCACCGUCCUAGCAUUCGCCCGUCGGUCCCUUUGGCAAAAUGGAACAAUUGA
Messenger RNA from Aspergillus welwitschiae, 429 nucleotides. RefSeq lists its product as uncharacterized. Lineage: Eukaryota; Fungi; Ascomycota; Eurotiomycetes; Eurotiales; Aspergillaceae. The record is from RefSeq and is a predicted model, not a curated record. The transcript has a single exon. The coding region runs from base 1 to 429 and encodes 142 amino acids.